Messenger RNA from Trichomonas vaginalis G3, 615 nucleotides. RefSeq names its product small GTPase mediated signal transduction. Gene Ontology annotation, biological process: regulation of actin cytoskeleton organization; establishment or maintenance of cell polarity; regulation of cell shape. Gene Ontology annotation, molecular function: GTPase activity; protein kinase binding; GTP binding. The record is from RefSeq and is a predicted model, not a curated record. The transcript has a single exon. The coding region runs from base 1 to 615 and encodes 204 amino acids. Gene Ontology annotation, cellular component: plasma membrane; cytoskeleton; cell cortex. Lineage: Eukaryota; Parabasalia; Trichomonadida; Trichomonadidae.
AUGGCUGAGAAAAGCAUCAAAGCUGUCGUUGUAGGCGAUGGUGCCGUUGGAAAAACAUGUUUAUGCAUUUCUUAUACACAAAAUAAAUUCCCGGAUGGUUAUGUACCAACAGUUUUCGAUAAUUAUAAUACAAAAUUAGAAGUUGAUAAGACAGUUAUAGAUUUAAACCUUUGGGAUGUUUCAGGACAGGAAGAUUAUGAAAGAAUAAGACCUGUGGCAUAUCCAAACGCAAAUGCUUUCAUGAUGUGUUUUUCGCUAGUAAAUCCUACAAACUUGGAAAACAUUGAAAACAAAUGGAUGUCGGAAAUUAGAAACUUCUGUCCAGAAGCUCCAUUUGUAUUAAUUGGAACCAAAUCAGAUCUCAGAGAUGACUGGGAAAAUAUACUAACCGAGCAAAAGGAUCCGAAUGGAAGACCAAUUACUUGGGCAGAGGGUGAUGCCUUUGCCAAGAAGAUAGGUGCUGCUAAAUAUAUUGAAUGCUCUGCAAAAAUGGCAAAAAAUAUUCAAGAAGUAUUUGAAGAAACAGUUAGAAUCGCGCUAAAUCCACCAGCACCACCAAAGAAGGCUGAAGAACCAACACAAGAAGCAGAAGGAAAGUGCUGCCGUAUUAUGUAA